AUGCUGCUGCUGUUGCUUGCUGCAGCAAAUGCUGCCGCCACACUUCAGGCUGUGGCCCCAGACAUUCGCCGCAGUACAUGCAGUAGCUGUGCUCCGGACUUGGGGGUGCUGCAACAGCAGCAGCAGCAGCAGCAGCAGCAGCAACAGCAGCAACAGCAGCAGCAACAGCAGCAGCAACAGCAGCGACAACAGCAGCAGAGGCAAAUAACGGCUUGCUGCUUCACGAAAAAGCCGCAACUGCUGCAGCGGCUGCACACGAAGACAUUUGCUGCAGCGGCCGUAGCUGCUGCGGGCAGUGCACUGCUCCAGCAAGUGUUUGCCCAUAGCCGACGCCUGCAGCAGCAGCAGCAGCAGCAGCAGCAGCAGCAGCAGCAGCAGCAACAGCAGCAACAGUAG
This is a messenger RNA of Eimeria necatrix, 396 nucleotides long. RefSeq lists its product as hypothetical. The coding region runs from base 1 to 396 and encodes 131 amino acids. Lineage: Eukaryota; Apicomplexa; Conoidasida; Eucoccidiorida; Eimeriidae. The record is from RefSeq and is a predicted model, not a curated record. The transcript is spliced from 3 exons.